AUGGGUAAGAGUAAGGAUAUCAAGAAUAAGGCUCUGAUUUAUAAAGAGAAAUCUUCAAAGAACUCUAAGAAAAGGAGUCAUGAUGAGCAGGAUGCGGAAGAUGCUGAACAGAAUAAUCAACUGGUGAUUGAAAGCUUAGAUGAUGACUUUGACGAAGUUGCAAAGUUGCUUGGUGAAAAUAUCAAAGAUCCAGAAGCUAAAAAAGAGAAAUAUAAAGAUACUGAAGCCUUGCAAGAGUCAACUGAGCCCAAGUCGGAAUCACCUGUAAAUACUAAAAGUAAAUCAGGUAUUGUUUCAAAUGCUCAAGCAUCAGAAAAGUCACUUGAAACCUUUGAAGAAAUAGGCCUUUCUGAGCCUGUUUUGAAGGCAAUCAAGACUAUGGGAUUCACAACAAUGACAGAAGUACAAGCAAGAACCAUUCCGCCGUUACUUGCAGGAAGGGAUGUUCUAGGUGCUGCGAAGACUGGGUCCGGUAAGACUUUAGCUUUUUUAAUACCGGCCAUCGAAAUGUUGUAUUCUUUAAAAUUCAAGCCGAGAAAUGGAACAGGAGUUAUUGUUGUUUCACCCACUAGAGAAUUAGCAUUACAGAUAUUUGGUGUUGCACGAGAAUUAAUGACCCAUCACACACAAACUUUUGGGAUCGUUAUUGGAGGCGCAAAUAGAAGACAGGAAGCAGAAAAAUUGAGCAAAGGAGUAAACUUGUUGAUUGCAACACCAGGAAGAUUGUUGGAUCAUUUACAAAAUACUAAAGGGUUUGUUUUUAGAAAUUUGAAGGCAUUAGUCAUUGACGAAGCCGAUAGAAUAUUAGAAAUUGGUUUCGAAGAGGAAAUGAGGCAAAUCAUAAAAAUCCUUCCCAAAGAGGAGAGACAGUCUAUGUUAUUUUCGGCUACACAAACCACCAAAGUCGAAGACUUGGCUAGAAUUUCUUUGCGACCAGGUCCUUUAUAUAUCAAUGUUGUUCCUGAUACAGAAGUUUCUACUGCUGACGGUUUGGAACAAGGAUAUGUGGUUUGUGAUUCUGAUAAGCGUUUCUUGUUAUUAUUUUCAUUUUUGAAAAGAAAUUUGAAAAAGAAAAUUAUUGUGUUCCUUUCGUCUUGUAACUGUGUCAAAUAUUUUGGAGAGCUAUUAAACUACAUCGACUUGCCUGUCUUAGACUUGCAUGGCAAGCAAAAACAACAAAAGAGAACAAACACAUUUUUUGAAUUCUGUAAUGCCAAACAAGGUAUAUUAAUUUGUACCGAUGUCGCUGCUAGAGGUCUUGAUAUUCCAUCUGUUGAUUGGAUUAUUCAAUUUGAUCCGCCAGAUGAUCCAAGGGACUAUAUCCAUAGAGUAGGUAGAACAGCAAGAGGGACUCUGGGUAAGGGUAAGUCCUUGAUGUUCUUAACUCCAAAUGAGUUAGGCUUUUUAAGAUAUCUUAAAGCAGCCAACGUGCCACUCAAUGAAUAUGAAUUUCCCACUAACAAAAUUGCCAAUGUUCAAUCACAACUAACCAAGUUAAUAAAAAGUAACUACUGGUUGCAUCAGUCGGCGAAGGAUGGCUACAGGGCCUAUUUGCAGGCAUACGCAUCUCAUCAUUUGAAGACCGUUUACCAAAUCGAUAAAUUGGAUCUUGUGAAAGUAGCUAAGUCAUUUGGGUUUGAUGUUCCACCAAAGGUAAAUAUAACAAUAGGUACAAGUGUGAAGUCUCAAAAGAAGCAGAAGAGAAAGUGA
Molecule: messenger RNA, 1710 nt
Organism: Priceomyces carsonii
Lineage: Eukaryota; Fungi; Ascomycota; Pichiomycetes; Serinales; Debaryomycetaceae
Gene: HAS1
Product: ATP-dependent RNA helicase
Exons: 1
Coding region: 1-1710 (569 amino acids)
Biological process (GO): maturation of LSU-rRNA from tricistronic rRNA transcript (SSU-rRNA, 5.8S rRNA, LSU-rRNA)
Cellular component (GO): nucleolus
Molecular function (GO): ATP binding; RNA helicase activity; nucleic acid binding
Source: RefSeq, a predicted model, not a curated record